Messenger RNA from Bolinopsis microptera, 2155 nucleotides. RefSeq lists its product as uncharacterized. The record is from RefSeq and is a predicted model, not a curated record. The transcript is spliced from 10 exons. The coding region runs from base 41 to 1519 and encodes 492 amino acids. NCBI's taxonomy places the organism in Eukaryota, Metazoa, Ctenophora, Tentaculata, Lobata, Bolinopsidae. Gene Ontology annotation, biological process: transmembrane transport. Gene Ontology annotation, molecular function: transmembrane transporter activity.
AGGUUUCAACAAGGUAGUAAGCGGGCGGUAACAGGUCAGUAUGGGUUGGUUCCAGCGACAUUACAACUGGUGGAUACUGAUUAGUGUGUGUUUGGGUUCCACGGGCAUGGGUCUUCCUUUCUUCAGUUACGGAGCGCUUCUCCCUUAUCUAUCAUCGCUAUUCUACCAUAACACCGGAGAGAUAACAAGCCAGGCAGCAAUGUCUCUCCAACCUGUUAUACUGCUCAUGGGCAUCGCUCUUACAGGGUUCAUAUCGGGUAUCCUGGAAAAGUACAUGAACGUUCGGCUCCUACUCUUCAUUCUUACCACCCUGUACGUAGCAGUGGUAGCGGUUUCUUACUACAUUGAAACUUAUUACUUUCUUACCAUUUCUGUGAUCUUCAUAGGAACGCUUGCUGGCCAGAUUAACAUUUGUAAUGUGUCAAGGUUGUCAGAGUGGAACCCGCGGAAGGCAGGGACUGCGAAUGGAAUCAUGGGGUUUUUUAUGGGGAUUUCUGGGUUUAUCGGUUCAUUCCUCUGUACUGUAGUCAUUAAUCCGUACAACAAACAACCAGUCGAAGUAAGCUGUGGAAAUGAAACAGCGAUGUUAUUUGUAGAUAGCUCAGUUAUAGACCACACACAGUACAUUUGGCUGGCAUGGGCUUUUGUCUUAGCUUUGCUAUUUUUACCCGGUCUAUUUAUCCUGCGACCGCCUCUCCCGGAAGAAGAGAGGAAAUUGUUUGACUCCAUGAUAGAGAGCUAUGAAGCAGGAGAAGAGAGAUCACCAUUGAUACAGAACAAGAACUCAGACUACGGAGAGAGGGACACUGAUCCUGAUAAUAUUCCUUAUGAAAUAUACGCGGCUGACGAGUUUGCUGAGUCUGCCAAAUCUGCCGAGUCUGCAGAACCAGACCCGGAUUACAGUAUCAAGGAGACGUUGAAACAGCCAAGGUUUUACGUUCUAUACCUCGUGGUCUCUACUUUAUCUCUGACUCUACUGACUUCAUCAGAAUUGUACAAGGUCAUAGCAAUCGAAGCAAUCAAUGACGAUAGAUUUCUUAACAUGGUUGGAGCAUUAGCCUCGGUAAUGAACGCGUUCGGAAGAUUGACGUGGGGUAUGAUAUUGGACCAGAUCGGAAUGAGAUACACCUUCACACUUUCAUUCCUUGUUAUGGGUCCUCUAACUAUUUCACUUCACUACACAAAAUGGAGUCGGUAUGGUUACCUAGUUAAUCUCUGUAUAGUUACUUUUUGUACCGGGAUUUUCACCUGCAUUGCUCCAGCCUGUCAAGAAUUAUUUGGUCGAAAGGACAUUUCAAUGAAAUAUGCGGCGAUUCUCAGCGCUGAGGGAGUAGGAUGUGUUUUAUUCUUUGUCAUGCAACUAGGAAAAGACUUCCUGUAUGGAGAGCUAGCUUUCCUUAUCAUGAUGGGGAUUCCUGCUAUAGUGGCUUCGUUACUAGCAUAUGUUACCUUCAGCCGAUGUGUGUGUCUAAAUUGCUUAGAGUGGAUGUACGAGAAAUACAAGAAUAAUGACCAAUAAAGAAUAAUGACUAAUAAAGAAUAAUGACCAAUAAAUAAUAAUGACCGAAAUUAUGUUAACAAAUUAUGAACUAGUUAUUUAAUAUUUAAAUACUAAUGCUUAUUACUUUUGAUGAUGUCUUGAUCGAACGUUUCAAUUAGCUUUUAUUGUUUGUAUUCAACUAAAGAAUAGGAAUUGUCUUUUAAUGUUUAACUUUUAUCUGUAUUUUUUAUAAACAUAUUUGCAAUUUUUAGUGUGCAGUGACCAGCACCGUUUUUUAAUGAUUUUGGUUCAAAUAGUUUUGCCACCGCGACCGGACCAGCACUUUAUCCUAUAAACCCGGCUAACUUAACCGUAAUUCUAACACUGGCCUCCUCUAGACCUCCAAAGUUAAAGUAUGAAGUACGCCACGAUCAUCGUCUCUGAUCUUGUGCGUGAAGUGUGAAGUGAGACAAAUCUAGCUGGGGCAGAACGAAAGUUUUUCACUUUUAUAUUACAAUUAAUACUAGUCGAAUCUUUUUAUCUAUUUAUCUAUUAAUCUAUUUAUCAUACAUUUUUUGUACCAUAUACCCCUUUCUUCAGAAAAUUAUCAGAUGAUGAAUUGUAAUUAUGAAUUCAUAAUUGUUUCUUUUCAAUUUUAAAUUUGUCAACCAGCAC